AUCUAAGUUGGAGGUUGAAGACUGUUCCGAUAUUAUCUCCAGUCUGGAAGGUUGUUCAAAUGCUGAGGUCACAUCCAGAGAAACGAGUUUCUUAAAUGAAGUUGCACAUGCUUAGUGCCAGCUUGCCUCCUCCUAGUCAGAGCCCCUUUCCUAAAGAAAGAUGGCUGCCGUCAAACAGAAGAGACUUACAACUGAAGUUAAAGAUAAGAAAAGAGCCAAACCAUUUGAGCAGCCUUCCUCACCAGUUCAAGAGGAGCCAGAGCCUGUGAGCUGUGUACUGCAAGGAGAUGAAAUCCAGGCUCUAGCCAUAAAGUUGGAAGACCUGGCAAAGCUUCGUACUGCACAUCUUGCUCAAGAAGAGAAAGAGAAACCUUCUGUGACCAAGAAGUUUAUUGUUCGCAGAUCCAGGCCCCAGGAGCAUGGGAAAAAAGCACAUUUCCUGGUUGCUUAUCCAGCUCUCUCAGAUGAAUCCAAGAAAACAUUGAAUUAUCCUGGUUUAGAAGGACCAGUAAUUGAUAACUAUGGCUAUAUCCUCCCACACAGCAUCUUAGGGACUCUCCAGGAAUUCAAGCAAGAAGCCUUAAGAAGAGGGCACUCUCAGACAGCACGACUGGUUCCUGAUGAAUCACAGCUGAUGAGUGCGGUCCCUGUUUUCGGGAAGUAUCGAGAGAAAUAUGAGCGAGAAAAGAAGAUGGCCCAGACCCAUUCAUCACAGCACAUGGCUCUUCAGAACUGGCAUCGCAACAUGGCACUCCGGAGGAAGCAGCAGAAAAAACUGUGUGAUUAUCUUCAGAAAUCAGAAAGUGAACUGCUGAUGAACUUCUCAGAGAAUUAUAGGAGAAUCCAAGAACAGCGGACUCUGAUUGAGCGCAGCCUCCCAGCUCUGUAUUUUGGAAAGGGCUUCCAUGUAGGGAGUGAAUUCUGGACCCAGCCUGUGCACAUCGGGGAUGAGCUCACUGGCCUGACGGUGACCCUGGGGCAGACCGAAUGUGGCUUCCCAGAAGAAGUCACUCAUGUUGGGAAACCUCGCAGCAUCUGGAUGGAGAUGGGAACGAGACCUCCGAAAUACCUCCCUUUCCAUCAUGCAUGGGAGAAGAGUCUCUUCCUUAAGCAUCGUCGAAAUGAGUUAAAGGAGAUCUUAGAAAAGCUUGAUUUUUAUAACCCGGACCUGGAUGGGCUUGAAGUCAUAGGCAGAAAUCAGCCCUUCACCAGCGUGUCAGCAGAGAGGAUCUCGCCCUGUGACGCAGACAAAGGAAUUGUUGAAGAAGGAGAAAUCCAGGACCCAUUAGAAGCCUAUCCAGAUGUUUUCUUAGAACCAGUGUUGGGGCCAUCUCUGAAGUUCUGUGGCGAACCUGCUCGCUGGAUCAACACUACUUCUCAUGUGGGUGAGGUUGGCAUUGCUGCCCGUGUCACCUUUGAAAUUCUGGUAGGUGAGAAAGCCGAAUCUGUCCUCACAGUGAACAAUGAUGGCACAGCUGCCAUCUGGUAUGAUUGGCGGAGGCUACCUCAUCCCUUUACAUUUCAAGAGAAAAAGGAGAAAAGGACACCGCAUUUUUACUUUAACACCAGAUCAGGAGUUAUUCUACCUGGAGAAACCAGGAGGUUUUCCUUUAUCUUCAAGUCAUUGAAUGCAGGCAUCUUCCGGGAGUCCUGGGAGUUUGGUACCCACCCUAUGUUAUUAGGAGGUGCUGCCUUGCAAGUGACCCUGUGGGGAGUUGCUCUGUAUGAAGAUAUCUCAGCUAAGAUAAGGAAAGAGCUGGAGAGAGAGCUAGAAGAUCAGGAAAUUGCUUUCAUAGUGGAAGAGAAUCUGAAGGACUUGCUUAAUCGAAUCCAUACACCAGAGCGAGUACGGUCUCCUCUGGAUGCGUAUGUCACAGAGGAAGAGUUAUUCUACAGAAAGAAUCCAGAGUUGCACUACCAUCACCAGGUGGUCAGGGGGCUGCAUGAGCUGUGGAACAGACUCAUGAAUCCUGCUCCAGUGACGGAGUCAUAUGCCUUCGAGGGACUGAUGAAGAGCACUGGCAGCGACUCCUCUCCGGCAAAGAGUGUUGCAGACUUGCCGAAAAGUCCUGAGGAUACUAAGAAUGCAUACUCAACUGUUUCAGGAGAAAGAAAGUCUGUGUUAGAGGAGCUGACUGUCCAGCCAAGCAGCAUAGAGGUGGAGGUGGUGACCCAAGUGGAGGACAUGAUCCGGGUGGAGUGGAAUCUUUCCAUUUGUGAUUUUAAACAGACGGUGCUGACAGUUCCUGAGGAAGAUGAACGAGAAGCUGCCCUGGCCCAGCUCAAUAAAGCGGCAUUGGAGCUUUGUGCCAAGCCAAUGAUACCUCAGGCUGACCUCCAGUACCAGAUCUGGUGUGUGGUUGAUGGGACUUAUUUCUUAUCGUUCUGGUUUGUCCAGCCACUGAAGCUCUCAGACUCACUCACAAAACAAGACUUAAAACCUUUUCAGCUGUGGCGUGAAGUCAUAGAUGGUUUGGUGAGCCGCUCACUAGGGCUCAGAUCACUGCUUGGCAUGCCCGAGAAGGACACUCACGUCGAGGUUAUCCCAGAGGAAACAGUUGAAGUAAAACCAGUUGUUGUAAAGCAAGGGAAAGAGGACCGGAAAGUUCAGAAAGAAGAAAAGAAGACUGCUCCGAGGGAAAAAGAAAAAGGGAAGGCAGUGAAAGAGCAGGAACGCCCGAACAGCAAGAAAAGCAAAUUGAAAGAAGACAGAAAAACAAGAAGUAUUGCAAAGGAGUCAAAGGAAGCAACACUUGUUUCAGUAGAAGUUAUAGAAAUAGAACCCCAAGAACUUCAGCAAGAGCAAGUGGAUCCAAUUUUGCAGGAAAAAUACCAUGAGAAACUUUAUGUUGAAGUGUAUGGAUUGCUGAAUUCAAUGGUGGACAAAAUGGUUUUCCUCUUUGAGGGGCUGAAGAAGGAUGCUCCAGAGAAGAAGAAUAUAGUAGCUUUUGUUUAAUUAGUACUGAUUUCAUAAUG
Varanus komodoensis (Komodo dragon) is the source of this 2976-nucleotide messenger RNA. RefSeq names its product MYCBP associated protein (gene MYCBPAP). The record is from RefSeq and is a predicted model, not a curated record. Lineage: Eukaryota; Metazoa; Chordata; Lepidosauria; Squamata; Varanidae. Bases 161 to 2956 code for a protein of 931 amino acids. The transcript has 20 exons.